This is a messenger RNA of Antechinus flavipes (yellow-footed antechinus), 580 nucleotides long. RefSeq names its product mitochondrial contact site and cristae organizing system subunit 13 (gene MICOS13). The coding region runs from base 89 to 439 and encodes 116 amino acids. Gene Ontology annotation, biological process: cristae formation. Lineage: Eukaryota; Metazoa; Chordata; Mammalia; Dasyuromorphia; Dasyuridae. The record is from RefSeq and is a predicted model, not a curated record. Gene Ontology annotation, cellular component: mitochondrial crista junction; MICOS complex. The transcript is spliced from 4 exons.
UCUCAGGCCGGGGCGGGGACCUGGUUGCCUGCCGGCGGGCGGAGCUCCGUGUCCUUGCGUUACCGCAGACCGGCGGAGCUCGGCGACCAUGGGUUCCCGCUUGUGGCCCCUGCUCGGAUUUUGCAUUAAGGCUGGCUUGGCAGGUGGGUCCGUAUACUUCGUUUACGAUCAGGGGCUGCUGGGGUCCAGUCACGAGGGUCAGGCUGCCCUACGAAGGGCACAGGAGAAAAUCCCAGCUGCCUUCAACCACUACUCAGAGAUACUCGCGAAGCUCUUGGGCAUCCAGUUGGAGGUCCCAGCCGUUCCACAUGUCAAGUUUAACUUCCGAGACAGCUGGAAUUCAGGCAUCAACAGCUUGAUGAGUUCACUGUCCACCGCCCCCUCAACCAUCCAGGCGUACGGUUAUGAAGGCUGGAACUAUCUGAAGGGCCAGAAGUGAAGCUCCGAGCCCUGGGGCCGGUGUCGGGGUGAUGGUGGUGAAGAGGGCUUGGGUUUGAGGAGCUGUGGGAUGACAUUGUCCCUGUGAGCGCAGCUUGUCACCAGGCCCUGCCCAAAUAAAGGACUUGAGAACGCUUUCUCA